AUGGCCCCGGAGCUCCCUGUCGCCACGAUCAUCCUUCUCCUUGAACAUAUCGCGAUUUCAAAGUCUUUUGGUCGUCUGAACGGAUACAAAAUCAAUCCCAACCAGGAGCUCAUUGCCAUUGGAGUAACUAACACCAUCGGUUCCUGCUUCGGCGCCUAUCCCGCGACAGGUUCAUUCUCGCGAUCUGCCUUGAAGUCCAAGUCGGGUGUCCGUACCCCCGCCGCUGGUAUCGUUACGGCUGUCGUCGUCAUCGUCGCUCUUUAUGGCUUGACUGACGCUUUCUUCUGGAUCCCGACUGCCGGUUUGUCCGCCGUUAUUAUUCACGCUGUCGCCGAUCUGGUUGCUUCGCCAUCACAGGUAUUUUCUUACUGGCGAGUCUCUCCUCUGGAGUUCUUCAUAUGGUUGGCUGCCGUGCUCGUCACCAUUUUCUCGUCGAUCGAGAAUGGUAUCUACACCUCCAUUGCCGCCUCCCUCGUCCUUCUCCUGAUCCGUGUUGCCCGUCCUCGUGGUGCCUUCCUUGGAAAGGUUCUCGUCCGAGAAGAGUCUAGCGAACAGGAGCGCGAGAUUUUCCUUCCUCUUACCAGAGCUGGCAUCACCAACCCUGAUGUGAAGAUCGUUCCUCCCUCUCCUGGUGUCAUCGUCUACAGGAUGGAGGAGAGCUACCUCUAUCCCAAUGCAUCCAUCAUGAAUUCGGUUCUCGUCGACUACGUCAAAGAGAAUAUGAGACGUGGACGGGAUAUGACCAAUGUCAAGCUCAGCGAACGUCCAUGGAAUGAUCCUGGUCCGAGCCGUGGUGGUGCUGCAGCUGAUCAAGUCAUUAAUGAAACGAAGCCUGUUUUGCACGCCGUCGUCCUUGACUUCUCCACAGUAUCUCACAUCGAUACCACAGCUAUUCAGGCGCUGAUUGACACGCGUACUGAGAUUGACAAGUGGGCUAACCAUCCAGUAGAGUUCCAUUUCGCCACCGUCCUUUCUCCGUGGAUUCGUCGUGCCCUCGUCGCCGGUGGCUUCGGUAUCGGUAUCUCUGCCUCCAAGUCACGCGAGAUCGCAGCUGUCGUACCCCACCGCGAAGAUCCCAAUGAGAUCCCCGAAUACGAAAAGGAUGACGUCGAAUCUGGCGACCUCAAGAAACGCGCGUCGUUGUCCUUAAACGAAAAGUCUGGGUAUGCGCCUCUCAUCGGUACCGAGACACCAUUCUUCCACGUAGACCUCGCUGCCGCUGUGAAGGCCGCAGAGAGUGGCAUUGGCUCUGCAUAG
This is a messenger RNA of Cyclocybe aegerita, 1257 nucleotides long. NCBI's taxonomy places the organism in Eukaryota, Fungi, Basidiomycota, Agaricomycetes, Agaricales, Hemipholiotaceae. The record is from the annotation of a GenBank genome assembly.